CAUGUACAUUUUCAAUUUUUAUUUUUACUUCCACAAAGGAUUCAGUGAAACUGGAUAUUGGGAAUCAUAAGAAAAUGACACCAUUGCUGGAAGCCGUCUCCAGGGCCCACCUCGGAAUAAUCCAUAAACUUAUUAUACAUGGUGCAAACAUGAAUGCCGACGACAAUGAUGGCAAUAAUUGUUUGCACCUCUCCAUAAUAAAGAAAGAGAUGUUCCAUUCUGAGGUGGAAACCAUUCCCAUUUUAGAUGAGUGCUGCAAAGAGCUCCAACUGGACAUGGAUAGGAGGCUCUCUGGAAUAGUAGUUGGGAGUUAUCUUGCCAGCCAAGGAGCCAGCUUAUACCAUCGCAAUAAGAAGAAGAAAGUGACUCCAUUGGACUACAUAAAAAAUCAACAUUUGAAAGAAAAAUUACAAACAUUUUUACAAUCAGGUGUGGCUGUGUGGUAAGUAGCUUGCUAACCAGCCACAUGGUUCCGGGUUCAGUCCUACUG
Molecule: messenger RNA, 490 nt
Organism: Octopus sinensis (East Asian common octopus)
Lineage: Eukaryota; Metazoa; Mollusca; Cephalopoda; Octopoda; Octopodidae
Product: E3 ubiquitin-protein ligase MIB2-like
Exons: 2
Coding region: 75-446 (123 amino acids)
Biological process (GO): protein ubiquitination
Cellular component (GO): cytoplasm
Molecular function (GO): ubiquitin-protein transferase activity; protein binding
Source: RefSeq, a predicted model, not a curated record